CAGGGGGCGAUCCAAUGAAUGGUUAUAAAGUACGGGCAGAGGGUAUCCUGCUGUCCGGGUCUGAGUUGAAUCGAAGCAGCUCGCCUCAACUAGUUUGACACCAUGAGUAGUACCAGCCAAUUCACUGAUGCCCAACUGCUGGGCCAGAGUGUUGUUUUGCUACCAAGGGGUAUGUAUUCACUUCACCGGAACCUGAAUGAUAGUCUUCUAAUGCGGUCUAAAAGGAAGUGACGCAUUCGACCUUGACGUAGUCCUCGAUCAAAAGAGGAGAAUCGUCACGCUCAGCGAGGACCAGAGCACCGUUACGUUCCCGGAUGGCGAUACCUAUGCCAUCCCUAAGAACACGAAAUUAACAAAUUCGGCCGGCGGGACCACAACUAAUUCCAUGAGGGUUGAGACCGGGACAGACCUGGCCAGCACGCUUGAUACCAGUGCGAGUUUCAGCGCCAACUAUGCUGGUGUUUCAGCGUCCACCUCGUCGCAAUAUAGCUAUUCUCACUCUCUAAGCACGGCGAAAGUGUAUGGAGUCAUGAGUGUUGAUCACCGUUCGUUCUUCUUGGAGCUCGAUUACGACGGAUCUCCUGUCGUGGUAAACGAAAGGCUCCUUGCGGCAGUCGAAGAGCUUCCAGACUGGAAAGUUGACCAGACCACCUUUGAUCAGUAUAUGAAUUUCUUCAAUGACUGGGGGACGCACGUCAUGGAGUCCUGUGUAUUUGGAGCACGGUACCAGCUCAAAGUCAACAACGAACUGACAAAGACGGAAACUAAAGAGAAGUUCGAGCUUCACGUCAAGGCCGAAUAUAAUGGAAUAGCAGAUGUCAGCGGGGACGUGAGCGUCAAGAAUUCGAGCGAUUAUAAGACGUAUCGCAAAACACGCGAGAACCAGGUGUAUGUUCGCGGCGGAACCGACGCUUCUCGAGUCGAGCUCAGCACCUCGCAGCCUGAUGACAAUCCCGAAGAGUACAGGAAGACCUUCAAUGAAUGGGCGCAGACACUGAACAAUUCUAAUACUGCCUCCCUAGUCAAUAUCAGAGUUGAUAGUAUUGGCAACUCCUUGCGCAAAAGCGGAAAUCCGGAAUACGAGCCAGCUGCAAGAAAGCUGAUCGAUGCUCUGGGAUAUAUCUCAGCAUUGCGAGUCAUCCAAGGCCAGAUAUCGGUUGAAUCAUUUGGAACCACCGAGCAGCCCGAGUACACUUGCUCUCUUCACAAUGUUCCUGGUAUGCAGCUGAAAUACAUUAGCGCGGGUUCGGGCAAUCUAUCGCCUGUUGACCAAGAGCCAACCUCGUUGAAACUUCGACUUCAGGCCAACCCGACACAGUCCUCGGAGCCAGAUGUCAUCAUACCGCAGUCGGGAACCUCUGCUUGGGUAAAUGUCCAGGUCACGACGCCGCAGGAGGCGUCUGUGGUGCAUCUCGAAAAGCCUACGAGCAAGGGAUGGUACAGCUUGGUUCUCGAUCUGCAGCCCGGAGGACCUAAAGUACAGUCAACCGUCGAUGACAAGCAGACUACUAGAGACAUCCCUGUCGACUCCCUGGCAAUUUCCGGCACGUAUGGCACGUAAAGGCCACGAUUUCCAUGCUAAAUUGAUGUCUUUUUCUUUAUGAGGAAUUUUCGGUAACUUUGAGAUCAAUAAAUGGGCCUAACCUAGGUAAUUAGUUAACCUAGUUAAUCAAACUUGCAGUAAUUAGUUACAGGCAAUUGAUCAUCACCCAACGUAGUUAUGUAGUAGUUGGUUACCUGGUUGAAGAUAAAACUUGGUGCAUUAAAAUAGAUGCCCUCUAUCGCUUCUAUACUUCUGAACUUCUGAAUCUAGAAAUGCCAGCGGGCGUACCAUAGCUUCAUGAUCCUUCGUCUCGUUCGACGUAGUUGAGCUGGCCCGGGUAGAGCGCCCGCGUAAAGACAGCCAGGUGGUCCCUGGGCCUGCUUCAGCUGCUGUC
Molecule: messenger RNA, 1937 nt
Organism: Trichophyton rubrum CBS 118892
Lineage: Eukaryota; Fungi; Ascomycota; Eurotiomycetes; Onygenales; Arthrodermataceae
Exons: 1
Coding region: 386-1561 (391 amino acids)
Source: RefSeq, a predicted model, not a curated record